AUGGUCCUCAUACGGGGACCCGCCUCUAAGUGUCCUGGGUGCAAGAGGCCGGGCUGUGCAAUUUCAGAAUACUACGUCGAGAAAAAUCUUAAUUGCAAGAUCAUAGACCAGUGUGGGCAUCCUCAGGUACUCGAAGGCGUCUACUACCCCAAGGUACCCGACUUGGCCACCCAAGACCAGCAUCCACCAAGCAAAAAGAAAUACACAUCAAUCGGCACACCGUACUCGCGGUAUCACCAAAAAAAUAAAGAGGUCCUUGACGGCGUCUUCUUCCCCAUGGUACCCAGCUUAGCCACCCCAGACCAACCUCCGCCAACCUCCAUGUUAGUCAACUUAGCCCCAACAGAACAACAAAUCCCCUAUGAAUUCAAGUUUCUAAAAACAAAAGCCAAAGAGGUGGAAUCAUCAUCAAACCCUUCAACUCUGGCAAAUACUGAAAUUACACAACAAACAAAAUCUUUCUGA
Puccinia triticina is the source of this 465-nucleotide messenger RNA. RefSeq lists its product as uncharacterized. The transcript is spliced from 2 exons. Lineage: Eukaryota; Fungi; Basidiomycota; Pucciniomycetes; Pucciniales; Pucciniaceae. The coding region runs from base 1 to 465 and encodes 154 amino acids. The record is from RefSeq and is a predicted model, not a curated record.